GAUUUUCGGUUUGAGGAAGUACCUUCUGCUUGGGCUUGGGCUCACCAAACUGCCUGCAGCUGCGCCAAAUCUCGUGUCUUCAACCUGUCCUGCUCAUGCCGCUGCAACAUUGACGCAGAUCGACUCUACCGCAAAGUGCCUGGUUCGAUUGCCUAUGCUGUGACUAGACUCGACUUGCGGCCGUAUGGGAUCUUCUUUGACCAGACGAUGGCGAAGAAAUCGCGUCCAGCAUCAGGCCCAACAUGUUCUCCUUUGGCGGUUGCGACUGGAAGAUGCGACGGCCGUUUCCUGCCAAGGUCGAAGAAGACGACACGAACUGGUGUCCUUUCCUUCACCAGAACCCCUCUAGCUCCCUUUUACCCACCCACCCUUGCAGACCACCUUUGA
Protopolystoma xenopodis is the source of this 387-nucleotide messenger RNA. Lineage: Eukaryota; Metazoa; Platyhelminthes; Monogenea; Polystomatidea; Polystomatidae. The record is from the annotation of a GenBank genome assembly.